AAUUUUUACUAACUUUUGGCUUUUUUUUUGUUAUUUGUUCGAAUGUUUUUUAUUGUUGGUGCGCCGCACACCUUAGCUGGCCUUAUUGAAGUGAUUAUCUACAGUUCACCAGAUGAUAAGAAGAAAAAUCGUGGAUUCUGCUUUCUCGAAUACGAGUCACACAAAGCUGCAUCGCUGGCAAAACGAAGACUUGGUACUGGUAGAAUUAAGGUUUGGGGAUGUGAUAUCAUUGUCGACUGGGCCGAUCCGCAAGAGGAACCAGACGAGCAAACAAUGUCAAAGGUUAAAGUCUUGUACGUGAGAAAUUUGACACAGGAUGUUAGUGAGGAGAAAUUAAAGGAGCAAUUCGAGCAAUUUGGCAAAGUUGAACGCGUCAAGAAAAUCAAAGACUAUGCCUUCGUACAUUUCGAGGAUCGUGACAGCGCCGUGAUUGCAAUGCGCGGUCUCAAUGGCAAAGAGAUCGGUGCUUCCAAUAUUGAGAAUGCUUCGCGUUUGCAGGUGUCGCUUGCCAAGCCACCAUCGGAUAAGAAGAAGAAGGAGGAAAUCCUACGCGCUCGCGAACGUCGCAUGAUGCAAAUGAUGCAAGGACGUCCCGGUCUGGUCGGCUAUGAACAAUUAUCUCCAUACAGAAACUUGUCGCCUACACACCCCAACAUGAUGUCCUUAGCUACGCCAAUGCGCCUGCCAGGUGGUCCACGAAUACCGCUGCGCGCACCAAUUCCGCGCGAUUACGAUUAUGAUUACGACCUUUAUGGUUAUUCGGAUUAUCGUGGCGGCUACAAUGAAUCCUAUUACGACGAUUUUUAUCGCACCUAUGAUGGAGAGUACUUCUUUGAUUAUCCACCGAGCGGUGUAGCACCAUUUCCAACUGGUGGACCCGCUGGUGGACUGCAGAGAACGGCCAGAAACAAUGUGUACACACAUACGGAUAGAGACAAAGUUACACGUGAUCAAAAUUUGAACAUUAUCAACUACGACAUAAUCAGCAACGACAGCGUGAAGACAUCAUCAAAAACAAAAACUUCAAAACUGCCAUUACCCGGCAUCAAAAUUUCGGCCUCACUCAUAUGCUUUCAGGGAUACUUUUUUGAAACCACGUCUAGCAAUUACAUUACAUACAUACAUAAAUAUAAUGCAUCUAGUGUUUUUUGGUUUUUUGACUUUUAUUUAACAAGAAAAUGUGUUUUGUUAGCUUACAUUUGAAAUUUCGUCCGUCCUGUGAGCGUUAACCCUAAAGUGCACCCAUCCACAACUAGUAAAUUAAGAGUGUAAACAAACAAACCGCCCUAGAUACAAUUUCAUCCAGCAUCUAGCAUACACUUUCUUGUGUUUCUAAUAAGCCUUAGAUACUAAGAUUAUUA
Messenger RNA from Rhagoletis zephyria (snowberry fruit fly), 1361 nucleotides. Its product is annotated as heterogeneous nuclear ribonucleoprotein R-like. The record is from RefSeq and is a predicted model, not a curated record. NCBI's taxonomy places the organism in Eukaryota, Metazoa, Arthropoda, Insecta, Diptera, Tephritidae. Gene Ontology annotation, molecular function: RNA binding.